CUCAGUUUGGUUCCUUUUCAUUGACGCUGUCCAAUACAACAGCGACCCACCUACUCUCCCCCAGAGGUCAACGCAUCCCCGCAUAUCCAAAAAUAUCCCCCCUCCGGUCCACUCUCCGAUUGGCCACCGCCACUGCCUGCGUUGAACGAGCCUCAUCUCGCGCUCUCCGUCUCUUCUUCCUGUCCUUCUGCGCGCAGCGGCCUUUCAGCGCUGAAGAGGAACGAAAAUAGACGCGGAGGAAGAAAACAAGGGGGAGAGAGAGAGAGAGGGAUGGAGGGUGUACAAGGUUUUUGAAGGUACACGAGGGCUUUAGGCGAGGUUUACCUCACGUCUUCAUCACAGCCCAACUGUGGUGAAGUUGGUCUGCGGAUCCGCUAGAUGGCAGCAGAAACCUCCCAGACGGAGCUUUCAACAUGGCGGCGGCCGUGGCUGAAACAUAAACGCAGCGAGAGGUCAACAUUCAUCCUGCUUUUCUCUCACUGAGGAAAACUUCCAAUCGGAAGGUUUGAAAUCUCACCGCCAAUCAGACAUAUCAGUGUGCAGUUAUCAUGGCUUUUCUUUCGCAUUUGAGGCCGAUGCUGUCGUCAGUCUUGCAAGCAUCUCAAUCUUCAUUUCCCUGGUCUGGAUCAGUUUUUGCCAGCUUUAGCAGAACCAUGGCUACACUCAAUCAGAUGCACCGCCGAGGUAAACUUCCCCCACCCCUCAAAAAGGUCGGCGCCACUUUCGGCAGGCCACAGCUGAAGGCUGUCGUCCUGAAGACCAUAAUCAGAAAGCCCAAAAAGCCCAACUCAGCCAACCGCAAGUGUGCACGAGUCCGCCUUUCCAAUGGCAAGGAGGCUGUGGCGUUCAUACCUGGGGAGGGGCAUAACCUUCAGGAGCACCAUGUAGUGCUAGUUGAAGGAGGGAGAACACAAGACUUGCCAGGUGUCAAACUCACAGUAGUCAGAGGCAAAUAUGACUGUGCCCAUGUAAUUAAGAAGAAACAGUGAAUUCUGUUGUUUGUUACUGGAACUCACAUUGAAAACCUACAGUUGAGUGCUUUGUUUGCUGAGGUUUAUUUCAGAAUCCUUGUUUUUUUUUUUUAAUUAAAAUGACAUCCCCAUGCUUUGGGAAUGUUAUUUGAAGUGUAUGGCUAUUCUUGAUCUUGGCUUCACAGUUGCAACAAAAAUAAACCUGUUAUUGACCCAAACACUUGGAGCAUGUGGAGGAACCGCUGUGGCUGUAGAGGCUAGUGUGAUGGUUUAAAUGGUUUACUGUAUAUAUAGCCUCCUUCAGGAGAUAUGUGGAACAGAAGGGCUCUCCAAGCUGUUUUAUGAAGGAAACUACAACUUAAAUAAAGACUCUGCUGCAGA
Molecule: messenger RNA, 1352 nt
Organism: Pygocentrus nattereri (red-bellied piranha)
Lineage: Eukaryota; Metazoa; Chordata; Actinopteri; Characiformes; Serrasalmidae
Gene: mrps12
Product: mitochondrial ribosomal protein S12
Exons: 4
Coding region: 549-989 (146 amino acids)
Biological process (GO): translation
Cellular component (GO): small ribosomal subunit; ribosome
Molecular function (GO): structural constituent of ribosome
Source: RefSeq, a predicted model, not a curated record